Messenger RNA from Sabethes cyaneus, 603 nucleotides. RefSeq lists its product as uncharacterized. Lineage: Eukaryota; Metazoa; Arthropoda; Insecta; Diptera; Culicidae. The transcript has a single exon. The record is from RefSeq and is a predicted model, not a curated record. Bases 239 to 511 code for a protein of 90 amino acids.
GCCCGUUUCGUGUAACGCCGCCGACAUAGGAAAAUUUCUUUUUCCCUCGGGCAGCAAGCUCUCAAUUGUAUUCUGAUUAUAGUUGUUCCUUACAGCGUUAAUCGCUGUUAAUUGUCUCAUUUCGGUGCGAUUUUUUUGCAGCUAUAAAUUUACCCGCCAGCAGCUACCGGAUCGUCAGUAUUAUUCGCAAGUCUAACAAAUCGCACGCGUGAAAGGUUCGAAAAGUUAGUUUUCUAAAAUGAAACUCACUCUAGUGCUUCUGUUCGUUGGCCUGAUUUGUGCUGUAUAUGCCCAGGAUGCCACCAAGGAUGCUAAGGAUGCAGCUGAUAAAGCAAAGACUGAAGCGCCCGAUGCGUCCAAGCUAGGAAAGGAUGCUACGACAACUCCGGAUCCGAAGGAUGCCUCCAAAAAGGCGGAUGAUGCCUCCGGUAAGGGUAAAGAUGCUGCUGCCAAGGCAAAGGAUGAUCUCUCCGCAGCUGGUAAGAAGUUACAGGAUAGUUUCAAACUGUGAGAGCUUUGCUAGUUUUUAACCUAUGAAGAAAGAGGAAAAGUGGCAGCAAUGAUAAUGUGAUCUGCAAUAGCAAUAAAAACAAAUAACAAUCA